Paramecium tetraurelia is the source of this 360-nucleotide messenger RNA. RefSeq lists its product as uncharacterized. The transcript is spliced from 2 exons. The record is from RefSeq and is a predicted model, not a curated record. NCBI's taxonomy places the organism in Eukaryota, Ciliophora, Oligohymenophorea, Peniculida, Parameciidae.
AUGCCAAUAUUACAUUCAGAUCAAAUUGAUCCCUGGUUUUGGGAUGACCAAAACCAAAGUGAAGCCUUUGUUGAUUGGGAAGGAAAUCAAAUGCGAUAAUUUCACUCAUUUAAUGAAAAUCAAUUUCCAAUCAACAUAACACUGAGAAUUUAAACAUAAUCUGAAUUUUAUCCUUUUAUUUAGGAAAGUCUUCAACUAAGAUUUCCAGAAGUAGAUGAAAUUACGUAUACUCUAUCACCAAAGUAAUCUUAUUAAUUAGAAUUGGAAUAUAAUUGCACUCAACAUAAUGAGGGAAUGCAAUAAAUUGAUUUAAUUUUUUAUAGAAUAAUCUUUUAAGAAUAAUCCUUAACAUUUAGAUGA